Messenger RNA from Spirometra erinaceieuropaei, 677 nucleotides. NCBI's taxonomy places the organism in Eukaryota, Metazoa, Platyhelminthes, Cestoda, Diphyllobothriidea, Diphyllobothriidae. The record is from the annotation of a GenBank genome assembly.
AUGGUCGGUCCACCCGUCAGCACCCGCGAUCGCCUUCCUCACCAGCACGUCCCGCUGAUCUCGCCUCCGGACGAGGACAUAGUCCAGCAGGUGCCACUGGCGCGACCGAGGAUGCCUCCAGGUGGCCUUCUCUCGCUCCGGCAGACAGAAGAACGUGUUCGUCAGGAUGAGGCGGUGUUCUGCGCAGGCUCGGAGCAGCAGCAGACCAUUAUCGUUGUAGCCACGGAGACCGUGAGGGCUCAGCACUCCUCUCCAGGCAGUAUGGUCUGUGCCGACGUAGGCGUUGAAGUCGCCAAGGACAAUCAACUAUUCCGCCACCGGCACAGUCGCCAAGAGGGCGUGCAGGUUCUCGUAGAAUUUGUCUCUUGCGGCAUCAGGGCUGGUCAUCGUCGGAGCGUGGCGCUGAUGAUGAUGAUGGCGAAUUUGCCUCCCCAGACAGGCAGGCGGAGGCUCAUCAGGCGAUCGUUGAUGCCCUGCGGCAAACAGGGCAGUCGUCCCACGAUGUCGUUCCGAAUGGCGAAGGCGACGCCCGCGUCUCGUCGCUCUGCCUUGGGUCGACCACUCCAAAAGAAGGUGUAACUGGCACCCACCUCCUCCAGUUGGCCUUGUUCGGAGAAUCGGGUCUCGCUGAGUGCGGCGAUGUCCACCUUGUAGCGCGCCAGUUCUCAUGCCACUAG